Molecule: messenger RNA, 762 nt
Organism: Aplosporella prunicola CBS 121167
Lineage: Eukaryota; Fungi; Ascomycota; Dothideomycetes; Botryosphaeriales; Aplosporellaceae
Exons: 3
Coding region: 225-500 (91 amino acids)
Source: RefSeq, a predicted model, not a curated record
UGGACAGUCCGAUACCAACACUCGAUCCUCUAGUGUGGCGACAUGCGUGUUGCCCAUUUCCUCUUUCUGCUCGGCAAUGGUGGUAUGUAGGUGCAACGAGAAGCCUUCUGCAAAGGUAUAUAAGCUGGCAAGAAUGCCGCCAACAAAGGCUCUCUACACACAGUCGACACUCUCCACGAAUUGCAAAAACUCACAUUACUUACUUCCAUCUUUCCAAUCACACAAUGAAGGCCUUUUACACGAUCCUCUUUGCCGCUGCUGCGCUUGCCAUGCCCGCCUCCGAGGCCCAGGAGAAAAGAGGCAUUCUGGUUGAAAUGACGCCCGUUUACAGCGGCAGACACUUUGGCGUCGGCGAACUCCAGAGCUGCCCCAGUGGCUGCGCUACGUGCACUCCGAACGGGGGAGGAUGCUCUGUGGCCGAUUCAAAUGGCUACACAAUGUGCUGCUCCAGGCACUGUGUUUUGAACCCUUCAACAAAUACUGGCAUGUGCACGAAUUAGCAACUGAGGAACGGGAGGAUGUUGGGGUUAAUGCCUGACAGCCCUAUCACGCUCAUUAGAUAUUUUGCACGUCACCGCCAUUCUUUUCAGCAGGGUAUUAUGGUUAUGAUAUGGUGCACGAUCUUUUAGGAUAAUUUGUCUAGCAACUAGUCAUUCUUUCGAAACCAAAUUGGAUUCACCAUCUCAUGCAAGAAAACAACGGGGAUCGUACAGGUCUAACAGAAAGACUUAAAAGUAGGUGACUAGAAAACCUGCCUUAAGG